AGCAGAGAAUCCAUCUAUACUUAAUAUCACAGCUAACACAAUGUGCUCCAUUGAAGAGCCUGUAUUACUUGCUCCACCGAAGCCAACACAUAAGAUAUGUACCAAGUGUAAGACUGCUCCGGCAGUUGUCAUACUUCGACACUCUCCAUUCUGUCAGCCAUGCUUCGAAUUCCUUUUUGUUGGAAAGUACAGAACUGUAAUCAACCGAUCCAAGCCGAUUCAGUCAAAGCUACGCAUAGGCAAGGUCCUAUUGGCUGUAUCUGGUGGCCAUUCAUCGCUCGCUAUGCUGGAAUUGACAGCUGGCUUCACUUUCGCAGCACCCGAGCAAAAAAAGAAGAUCCAUACAUUUGGCUCAGUAUCCGUAUGCCAUAUUGAUGAAUCUUCACUUUUCGAAGGCUCCGAGAGUACGAUUCCCCGAAUUUCUGAAAUGAUGGAAAGCAAAUACUCUAUAUUCCCAUAUCACUGCGAAAAAUUAGAGGAUGUGUUUGAUCCAGAAUAUACAGAAAGCCAGUCAUUUUCAGAGGUACUUGAGGUUGUAAGCAAAGAUUUGCGACCUGGGCAACAAGAGAUUUCAGCGCAGCUACGUGAUAUCCACCAAAGCAAGCUAACCAAUGCUGAGAAACUUAAAGCAUUGUUCCAACAUAUUGGAAAGAAUUCGGCAAGAGAAGAUAUUUACUGGCAUCUUAAGAUGAAUAUGCUUUACCGUAGGGCACAGAAAGAAAAGUGCGACUUUAUUUUCCUCGGGGAAUCAUCAACGCGGCAAGCUAUCAAGAUGAUUUCUAUGACAAGCAAGGGCAGAGGUUAUAGUGCUGCCCUUGAUGUUGGAUCAGAUAACACGAUUACGUAUCAAAACAUGGCAAUCAUUCGCCCUAUGAAGGAUAUGUUGGCAAAAGAGAUCGCUGUUUACAACCGAAAUCAUAACAUUGAUGGCUAUGUCAUACCAACAACAAACUGGUCUACCAAAGCGACAUCCAAAAGCAGUAUCGAGCGGUUGACAGAAGAAUUUAUCACUGGUUUAGACCGUGAUUUUCCUUCUACUGUUAGCACUGUUUCUCGAACAGCCUCCAAACUGACAGUGAGCAAUGAUCUUGAUGUCUCCAACAAGUGUGCAAUUUGCCUGAUGCCUAUCCAAAGGGACAUCACUGGAUGGCGGGAUCGUAUUACGGUGAUGACACUCGACAAAGCCCGAAAGGAUGGUCCAAAGAAGGAUGAUUCAAAAAUGUCAGAUGCUGGCGAAUGCUGCGGAGGCUCAGAGAAUGCAAAUUGUGGUAGCAACACGUCAAGCAAGACAUGUUGUUCUAGCACGCAGUCCAUUCCAUUCUUAAACUUUCUGUGCUAUAGCUGUCAGGUCGACGCACGAGACUAUAACGCAGGCCAGUUUGAUCUGCCGCCUUAUGCAGCUGAAGUAAUCAAAUCCAAGGACAGAGAUGAGCGACUUCGUCAACAAGUUCAAGAAUUUUUGCUUAGCGACGACGAUGAAUAAAAGUAAAAAUUAAAUUACCUUCCUUCCGUUAGCUACGAAAUAAAACAACACAGUACAAUAAUGAAAGUAAACAAAAUAAAAUAAUGGUUGAUCCAGA
Umbelopsis ramanniana AG is the source of this 1580-nucleotide messenger RNA. RefSeq lists its product as uncharacterized. Gene Ontology annotation, biological process: tRNA wobble position uridine thiolation. Gene Ontology annotation, cellular component: cytosol. Gene Ontology annotation, molecular function: sulfurtransferase activity; tRNA binding. Bases 41 to 1483 code for a protein of 480 amino acids. The transcript has 9 exons. Lineage: Eukaryota; Fungi; Mucoromycota; Umbelopsidomycetes; Umbelopsidales; Umbelopsidaceae. The record is from RefSeq and is a predicted model, not a curated record.